AUGGCAAACAUGACAACAAAAUUCUGGGGUCAGCUUCUUCUUCCUUCAUAUCCUAUAUUCCCAAAAAACUCUCUCUCAGUAAUCAGCAGUUCUGGUUCUGCUGCAGAUUCAAACCAAUUAACGAUAGAAUCCCACCACCAAAACAACACAGAUAAACCGUCUUUACUCUUAUCCAAUGUGCUCUCAGUCGCCAUUGCUUUAACUCUAUCCACUUCUCAGUCUCCAUUACCAGCAUUGGCAAUUCCAUCUGUCAGUGGUUCUCAAACUUCCAAGCCCCCUUUGCUUUCUCCAACCACCCCAUUUUCUCAAGCGAAGAACUUGCCUACUGGGCUCGAAAAUGGGAAAAUCCGGCCAUGCCCCUCAAUUAAUCCAGGUUGUGUGUCGACGAAUCCAAAUUCAGCUUCUUUUGCAUUCCCAUGGACGAUCCCCGAAACCUCUGUAGAAGAUGCCAUUCAGCAAUUACAGGAUGCAAUCACGAAAACUCAGAAGAAUGUGACAAUCCAAAGUGUGGAAGACACCUCCAAUGGUAAGUAUCUGCAGGCUGAGGUUGAUGGAGGAUUUGGGCGAGACGUGCUGGAAUUUUUAGUCAAAGGAGAUACAGUCACAUAUCGAGCUAUGGCAACAAAAGUGGUAUAUAUCUACCCCUUCACCACAGCUUUUGGGAACUCAAAAGGGCAAGAAGAAAGAAUGAACCAAAUUGUGGAACAUUUAGGAUGGUAUUCUCCAAGUCUUGAUUUGUCAGAAGACUCAUUAGAAAAUUGA
This is a messenger RNA of Oldenlandia corymbosa var. corymbosa, 762 nucleotides long. The record is from the annotation of a GenBank genome assembly. Lineage: Eukaryota; Viridiplantae; Streptophyta; Magnoliopsida; Gentianales; Rubiaceae.